Neoarius graeffei (lesser salmon catfish) is the source of this 1143-nucleotide messenger RNA. It is a transcript of the gene golt1ba, whose product is annotated as golgi transport 1Ba. The record is from RefSeq and is a predicted model, not a curated record. The transcript has 5 exons. Gene Ontology annotation, biological process: retrograde transport, endosome to Golgi; endoplasmic reticulum to Golgi vesicle-mediated transport. The coding region runs from base 237 to 653 and encodes 138 amino acids. Lineage: Eukaryota; Metazoa; Chordata; Actinopteri; Siluriformes; Ariidae. Gene Ontology annotation, cellular component: endoplasmic reticulum; membrane.
UCAUAACUUCCUUCAUAAUCUGAAUAUUUAAAGUAAAUAUUACAAACUAAGAGUUAGAAAGAAGUGACUCAUAGGACUAAUACUUCCGGUGUUCGCGGGGACAGUCACCCGCAUGCGCAGUCAGUCCCGGAAGUGGAUGCUGUAAAUGUUGCUGCUGUUCAUUAGCGAGCGAAGCGUUAAAGUGGCGGCUGCUUUCCAGUUUCUCAUCGAGUUUAAAGUGUAAAAGCUUUGCAAAGAUGAUCUCGCUCACUGAUUCACAAAAAAUCGGAAUGGGACUCACGGGAUUCGGAGUGUUCUUCCUCUUCUUUGGGAUGAUUCUGUUUUUCGACAAAGCACUCCUCGCGAUUGGGAACAUCCUGUUUGUUGUCGGCCUCGCGUUCGUCAUCGGCCUGGAGAGGACUUUCAGAUUCUUUUUCCAGAAGCACAAGAUGAAGGCCACCAGCUUCUUCCUCGGGGGCGUGUUCGUAGUGCUCAUUGGCUGGCCGAUCGUCGGAGUGGUGCUCGAAUUUUAUGGCUUUUUCCUUUUGUUCAGGGGUUUCUUCCCGGUGGUUAUCGGCUUCAUCCGGAGGAUCCCUGUGCUCGGCUCCUUGUUGAAUCUGCCCUUCCUCAGUGGGUUCGCGGACAGAGUGGGCGAGAGCAGCAGCAUGGUAUAACGGACACCGUGUGUGCGUGCGUGCGUUUCUCCUUAUUUAUGAUGGAUUUCCUGAAACAAACUGAGUUAAGAUGAUGUAGUAAAAGCCCUGCCGGUUCUUUUCCCUUUUUUAUUCUUAUUAACCUCUGGGAAGCCUGUCGGUGCGUGUGGGAGCUGAAACGGCUCGGCUGGCGUGUGGAGGGAUUUAUACACAUCUGUUAUUGCUGUACCCAAAAAAAGACCAGUCUCUCUCUCUCCCUGUCCUCCUUUGUGCUGAUGGAGGGAACGAGCCGUGCCAUGUGUGACGAUGAACACCGGCAGGGGGUUUGUUCUGUUACACUGACAGCACUUUGGUUCGGUUCGGUUUGGUUUGGACGCCACAACGAAUCUAACGUCUCUCACAUGAGCUGUUAAUGAUCAGUACUUUAUUUUAAAAAUGUAUUUUUAUCAAAAUAUUGAAACUUUUGAGUAAAAUUUGCUUGAACUUUGUAAAUACAGUUUAAAAACACAAA